Messenger RNA from Torulaspora delbrueckii, 1608 nucleotides. RefSeq lists its product as uncharacterized. The transcript has a single exon. NCBI's taxonomy places the organism in Eukaryota, Fungi, Ascomycota, Saccharomycetes, Saccharomycetales, Saccharomycetaceae. The record is from RefSeq and is a predicted model, not a curated record. Gene Ontology annotation, molecular function: flavin adenine dinucleotide binding; NADP binding; N,N-dimethylaniline monooxygenase activity. The coding region runs from base 1 to 1608 and encodes 535 amino acids.
AUGACUCAAGGUGAUAAAUUUAACAUCCAAUCUGUAGCUAUAAUUGGUUCAGGUGCAGCGGGACUAACAACAUUAUUUGAAUUAUUGAAUACCAAGAAGGAGGGAUCAACUGCUCUGAAAUAUACGAAUAAUGGCGAAUUAGAUGUGCCUGCGCUGGAAAAUAAUGAUCCUGCUUUCACUAAAUUAGUCGCGUUUGAACAAACAUCCAGAGUUGGAGGUAUUUGGGCACCAAGUUUUGAUUCGCCAGAUAUUAUUCCUCAAGAAGCUUUGGACACUGAAAAGUACAACGAUCCCUUUACCUUAAAGCCUAAAACGACUUUACCACAAGAACUUGGGACAGGCGACUAUUCGCAGGAAAAUCCUCUUUACUUAAAGAAUAAGAAUGCGGGAUUUACUUGGAAUAAUAGCGGUAUUUACAGGCAUUUGUAUUCUAAUGUGCCUAACAGGUAUCUGAGAAACUCUUUCAUUCCCUAUGAAGAGAAACCCCAGCAUGAAUUUAGCACUGAGAAUGUUUUAGACCCUUUGAUUACAAACAGUAAAGUCACCAAUCGCUUACUUCAAUUCGCAGAAAAAUUUCACUUGGUUGAUCAUGUUAGAUUGAACUCAGAAGUUGUCGAUAUUCGUAAAACAUCGGAUGGAAAGCAGUGGAAAGUUACAGUGAAGAAAACUUCGAAAAAUGACCCAAACGCUCAGUGGUACACAGAAUAUUUUGAUGCAGUUAUUGUAUCUACCGGGCACUACUCGGUACCAUAUAUUCCUCGCAUAAAGGGCCUAUCAUCGUGGAAUAAGGAGUUACCUUCCAGUUUGUUCCACUCGAAAUCAUUCAGAGAUCCAAAAAUCUUCAAGGACAAAGUGUGUCUCUUUGUGGGAACAGGCUUAAGUGGAAUCGACAUUUUGCAGUACGCUUUCCCUGUCGCCAAGCAAGUAAUUGUUUCAAGAUCAGUAGGUAAAGAGGAAAUUUACGAGUGGUUGACUAAAGCAGCAAAUUCUGAUGGUUUAAUUGUGAAGCCAAGAAUUAAAGAGUUGAAACCAUCUAAACAAAGAAAGGUUAUUUUCGAAGAUGACUCCAUAAUUUCGGGUGUUGAUUAUAUCAUUUUCUCAACCGGAUAUCAUUGGCACUAUCCAUUUUUGAAUACCGAAGAUACUGGCGUGUCUAUCGUAGGUAAGAACGGCGCUUCACCUGAUGGAUCAUCAAUGGUCAAAGGCCUUUAUCGAAACACUUUCUCAAUCAAAGACCCAACUUUGGCUUUUGUUGGCGUAACCUUGACACCAUUUAAAUGGCCAUCAUUUGAGUUGGAGGCAGCUGCAAUUGCUGGAACAUGGACAAACAACGGGGCUUGGCCCGAUAAACAAGAUCAAGUUGCUUCUGUGCAGAUAAGGGUUGAGCAAACAGGUGAAAGUAUCCUGUUUCACUAUUAUCCUGUAACUCAUUUUGCAAAAUACAUUGAAGAAGUUAGAGAGUUCCUGCCAAAAGGACGAGAUGCGACUACGAUUUUUGAUGCUGAUCAUAUUGACGACAUGUAUGCUUCGAUGGUCGCUGCGGAAAGAUUGUUUUAUCAAUUAAAAAAUGGAGAAAUACCCAUCGAAGAUACGGUAGGACAGCCUUGA